AUCAAAUCAAGCUGUCAUUCGUGGUUUAUUUUCGUCAUUUGUGAAGUGUAUUCAUUUCUUUAAUCUUGGGGUCUUACAAAAUUCUUUGUAUCCUUGAAAUUUAUUAUAAUAAAUUAAUCAAAAGAAACAAGAAGUCAGAAGAAAAUACAAACUUAAUUUGAAAAACAAAAAGCUAAAUUCCUUUGUAUGAUUUCAAAGUUUAUUGUGUUAUUAUUUUUUACGUUUCUGGGACAAAGUCAAGAAUGUCUAGAUAGUAAAUGGCCUCUGCGUAUUGUGAUUAGACGUAGAAACUUGUUGUUGUGUUGAUAUUGUUAUUUUACUAUGGCACAUUUUGGAAAACGCGAUGUUACCUACAGCGCUCUCGACAACGAAUUAACUCCGCCACUUGCUGCACUGGCGGAAACCACGAAUGCAGCUCCAACUUUUAUAACACUGGACCACGAGCAUGAGGAUGCUAACAAUGUUAUCAUCCACAAAGUGCCCAAAAACAAAGGAGGAUGGACUCACAUAGAGGAUCUAGACUCAUUUUUUACAAGAAUGUAUAGAUACUAUGUUCGUGGUGGAUUUUAUCCAAUGAUAAUGUCCGACUUGUUUUAUUUGUUGCAAUUUAUUUUCAUAGUGUGGUUUUCCACAUUUUUGGUGUAUUGCGUAAAUUAUACAAAAUUAUUUAGGAAUGAGCCAGGUGCUGAUAGAACCCAGAAAAUUAGUUUAAAUGAUGUUAUUCUUCCACCAGACGUAUGUGUGAAGAAUGUAGCCUGGAAAUGGUGGUGUCUCGUCGCACUGUGUGCUGUUAUUUGGCUGAUGAGGCUAAUUAUAUCAAUAUACCAUUUAUAUUAUGCCUAUGAUACCAAAUUAUUUUAUAACAACGCCCUAAAAAUUAAGGAGAGUGAUUUAGUUUGGAUCAACUGGUCUACGAUUCAAGACCGAGUACGGGAAGCCCAACCGGAACACCACAUGUGUGUCCACAAGCAAGAGAUCAACGAACUAGAUAUCUAUCAUCGAAUACUCAGGUUUACAAAUUAUAUGGUGGCAAUGGUAAACAAAAACUUACUUCCUCUGCAAAUACAUGUGCCUUGUAUUGGUGAUUUUCACUAUUUAUCGCGAGGGUUGAGAUGGAAUAUCGAGUUUUUAUUAUUUUAUAGUCCGUGGAGUCCAUGGGAAAACUGUUGGCAACUUCGUGCAUGCUAUAAGGAUCAUUCAAAACGAAUGUUACUUGCCCGUCAGCUUGAACGACAAAUAUUAUGGUUGGCGAUAGUGAACUUACUGCUCGCGCCUCUUAUACAGGCUUGGCAAAUUCUAUACUUCUUCUUCAAUUAUGCUGAGUUAAUAAAACGUUCGCCCGCGUCGCUUGGUCUCCGAACAUGGUCGCUGUAUGCUCGCAUCACACUGCGUCACUUCAACGAGCUGGAACAUGAACUACGAGAUCGAUUGAACAGAGCCCACAAGCCAGCCACUAAGUACCUUGGGAGCUUCUCAUCACCCAUUACCACUGUAAUAGCCAAGAACGUCGUGUUUUUAUCAGCGAGCAUACUGGGGGUGCUAGUUGUGCUGUCGGUGUAUGAUGAAGAUGUACUGACAGUGGAGCACGUACUCAGCAUCAUCACCAUACUCGGCUGUGUUUUAGCUGCUGCCAGGGCUCUAAUAGGGGAGGAAGAACGUCUGGGUGGUGGAUGUACGGGCCCCGCUCGCGGUGAGGAGCUGUUUGUCCAGGUGCUUGGUCACGUGCACUACCUGCCCGCCGCCUGGAGAGGACGCGCCCAUACCAAGGACGUCGCUGCCCACUUCCAACAACUCUUCCAGUUUAGAGCCGUAUACAUCUUAUUCGAGCUGCUAAGUCCACUGCUGUGUCCACUAAUAUUGUUCUCGCUUCGUUCUCGAGCACUCGACAUCGUGGACUUUUACCGCAACUUCACAGUAAGCGUAUUGGGCAUCGGCGACGUUUGUUCAUUUGCACAGCUGGACAUCAGACGACACGGUCACCCAGACUGGCACACACCCGGGAAAUUGAAAGGAGCCACAGCGAAAACGCAAUACGAUCAAGGCGAGGGUGGUAAGACGGAGCUGUCUUUGGUGGCAUUCUCCUGUCGCCACCCCGGCUGGCAACCCACCGAGCCAUCACAGCGACAAUUCCUUCGGUCACUGCGUCAAAGCAUGCACCAUGCUAUCCCCGCCAAUAACCAUCUCAACAAGACGAUGCUCGGCUCGUACAUCCAACAGAGUCUAUUUGGUGCUAUCACGCCGUUGCCAGCUGUGCUCUCUUAUUACCCACAACAGAAGCAGCAGUACAGAUUGCCAGACAUGGACGAGACAAGUGACGAAGACGACGCCCCGCCCGCUGGUCCGACGCGCUCGACCCAGUCUGACGCUCCUCUCGGUCUGGCAGGAGUCAGCUCCGUGCUAAGUACCAGCGUGCUUAGCGCGGAGGCCCCGAGGCAGCCUGGAGACGACACGCAGGACAUGUCUGUUAGCACACUGCAUCUGUAUGAUCUGCAUCUGACUCAGGCGGGCCAGACCGUAUCGUGUUGUACCAACAAAUGCAGCGAGCGGCCGCGGACUGGGCGAUGGGACAGCGCGGAGGGCGAGGACACUCCACUCCUCCACCGCCCAUAACACCGGUGCUCACUGUCUCCGCGUGGUGUCAAAUAUCCCGUCUGGGUAUAGACUACCCACGCUAUUUAGACAGUCGCUCCACAAACUUACUCGUAAUUUUAUCACUUUUUACUAUCACUACCUUUACCAUUAGUUUAAAGCCUGCAUCGUUCUAAAUUUGCCAUACAAACAAAUUUACGUCGCUUUCGAGUAUCAACAAAUACAAUUGCUUCAAACUUCUGGUAGAAGUAUAGUUUUAAUGUAUUUGUCCGUACACAAGUUGUAGCGUAAGUCGUAUAAGCAUAUCGUAUACGCUUCGUGCAUACAUUGUACGUGCGUUCCAUAACAAGCUUGCGCUACGCUUCGCGUGCGAACGAGUAUUCUGAUACGGCAUCGUAUGCAUGACAUUGUCCUAGCUUUUCUAAUGUCAUAGGAAGCAAGACUUUUAAUGUUGCCAUAAUGUUCUUGUGCGUCAAAUUAUACUGGCGAAGGUCAUAUGUUUUGCGUACAAUGCAGUGUACAUUAAUCCCUACUUUUAUUUCACCAUUGAUUUCUAAUUAGGUAUAAGUAUGUUACGUUUUGUGUCCAGUUUGUAUCGACUUUUCUAAUAGCGUGUGGUAUUCAGUCUGUACUGAGCGACUGACAUAUUAUUUGGUUAUAUUUAUUAAUUUUGAGUAAAGUUGUCCAUAAUUUUUUAUUGUUCCUUAAACUAAAAGCAAUAAACCCUAGAACCACACUUUCGGCUCACUUUGCUCAAAAUUAAGUGUCAGUGGGAAAGGGUUGCCACCGAUUGGGGCAUUGUUGUCUAUAGGUUUAUAUUUGAGGACACACUAGAUAAUUAUUAGGUUGUAGAGCGCACAUUAUUUAGUCUCCCUAUGAGACUCGUAUGAAUCUGUACAGCACGACAGGUCGGAGUUAGCACGAAGUUAUUCACGAAAUUCGACCUUAUGUCACUAUACUUAGUACUGGACAGCACACGAUAUGUUCAUUAUGAUCAUUUAAAUUUGUAUUAGUUUGCAAGGGAACAAUGAGUUAGUUAUAUUUAGGUUACGAGCCACGCACUUAGCGUGUGCUAAAAAAAAAAGUUUAAUUCGCUCCAUUACUUGACACGAACACUACGCGUGUCUUAUCUCGAAAUCACGCGCUUCGUAAUACAACACUUCACGUAUUGUUAGCUGUUGUAGACAUAAAUGUGAAAGCAAUAUUAUUUUAGGUAAAUUCAUAGUUAUUAACAGGUUAAACUUAUUCCAGUGUAUCGUAUGAAAUAUUUUCUAUAGUUAUUGCAUAUACUUACACAUCUCGAUAUUUUUAUAGUCAUAUCACUAAGAAACAUUACGCAAACGUAUGCCUUAUAAUAGAUCGUCAUUGUUAUUUUUCUACAUGAUAACAAUAGUGCCUAAGAAUACAAUCCUUAUUCGAAAAAAACAUAAUAAAGUACCUGUCUCUUGUUAGAACACCAAGGAAUUGAGAAUGGGCAGGAGCUAACAUGGCUUUAAUACAUUUGCAUAAAUACCUUAUACCUGGAUCCUGAGGUCUUUCUACGGGCGAACCAAUACACUAAUGUGAGAACAGUUCUUUUGUCGUAUGGUUUAGAAAUACAGUCAGUAUUAGAGCUUAAUGAUAUUAAAUAUAUAGCAACAUAGAAACAGCUGACAAGUCAAGUGCGCUUCUUAUGAGUAAAGUAAUUUAAACUGCGCGCAUUAAGUACCUGUCUUAACACGGCUUGUUAUAUUAUCCGAACUACCUUGUCUUCCGAAGCAGAAAUAUAAAUUAUAAGAGUGAUACUAUUUUAUAGCAAUUUAGACUUAAACUUGUUAUACAAUACUUUUUAUGAAUAUUUACAACGUACUUUUAACUGUAGAAGUUGUUGCAGUCUGCUGCUUAGUUUUAUUUAACGGCUUCUAUACAGCUGCAGGUAGAGAAUGAAUAUUGUAUUACAAAAGUUGAUAGUACCAAUGACAAAGCUGUAUUCUAAUAAUGAUCGCACCCUGACCGCCUAUUAUACCAGAAACAGCAGCGAAGGUAUAUUUUGAUGUUAAACAAGUCAAUUUUAUAAUAUGUUUAUUUUAUGCAAGGCUUGAUAUGUGAUUGGACAACUUACUGAUACAAGUAUAAUACAUUCGACUGCUCAUUGUCCUCGCAAGGGAAUUCCAGUAAAUCUGGAUGACACACAUACAUAACAGCACCUACAAAUACUCUACAAAUACUAUAUAAACAAGCCAUCUUAGCCCCUGCACCACUUAGAAUUAGGUGUAACUGAUUCUCACAAAAAUGUUGACAGUGCCUGAAAUGAUACGCAAACAGAACAAAUGACAGCAGUGCCUAUAGUUCGUAUCGCGCUAUUUGUGGUACAAAUGUUAUAUUCCUACUGAACUAGAAACGAUUAUAUGGAUCCUGUAAUUCGCACGCCUAGUAACAAAGAUUAGGUACACCUCAUUAAAUUGUUGCAUAUUUUAAAUAUUAGAUUUAGAUGCAGUAUAUAACGAAGUUAGCUUCAGUAAGUAAACAGCAAUAUACAUUAUAAUAAUACAAGUUACAUUAUAUUUUUACAUACGUGUCGGUUAGGUCCCUGUUGUAGGGGAGGUCUUCGUUGUCGAGCUUCGUCAUUCAUGAUGUCUAAUAGAAAGUAAUAGUGAUCAUACACUUACUUUGUUAAUUAUUUGUAGUUACAAACUUGCUAGAUGACCGAAGUACAACGGCGGCGAGCAAGGCACAGAUCACACGCUUACCUUUACUAAAAUCAGACAUAUCCAUAAAACAAUUGAAGGGUACCGAGUAUUCGUUUGAAAAAAUCGGAUUCUAUUUUCCAUAGUUCAAUUCUAUGAUUUUUACUGCAACAGAUUGCCUUUAUAUUAGAGUUGGAUUCAUCCUCUCUAGACCUCACUCAGUCUGCAGCUUUCUGCAGUCUCCUUCUGAAGCAUUAUCGCAAAAGGUGACCCCGGCCUGCCAAUAUGUUGAAUCCACUAGUACAGCCGAAAUUACUGUGCGCAGUUAAAAACUAUCGCCUAUUUCGAUUACAAAACACCCUUUUUCAGAUUUUUUUUCAAUAGCAAUACUCCAGCUUCCAUCGCGUUUUCUUGUCCAAUUGAUUCAGAAGUGUGCCACAAACAACGCGUGUUUGCGCUCAGGGCGCGCUGAGGUCUUAUGGCACCGCAACUCCUUAUGACCUCCCUAAGUAAAACAGUUUUACUACUUAAUAAUCAAAAUACUGUUAUAAAUAUGUUUCUAAUUACAAACCAAGGUACAAAAGUAAGAUAUGUUAGUAGUGCUAGUUACGCGUGAUUUUGUAGUAAUGUGAGUAAAUCGUAUGUAGUUUUAUUAUAAAUAUUAAUCAAAUUACUAGAGUAGCAAUAAUUGAGCCUCUUCCAUUUUUUCAUGCUGAAGUCUUUCUUCGACGCUAGAAAUUUGUUAAAACCUACGUUGUGUUCGUACUUUGUUGAUCUAGGUAAAUGAGUUACUGUUCUAAGUAAUACAUACGAGCUUAAGUUUACAUGGAAAUGUUUUGCUCCUUUACGAGCUAUAAUAUAAUUAAUGUUUUAUACUGUCCUUCUAAUGGCCAUCUUAUCUCUUCAUGUUUGUCAUUAUACAAUUAUUUGUUGAUAAGUUUUGACAAUGGUUUGUAAUAUUGAGUUUCUUGAUACGCAAAGUUUAAAAAUGUCUGUGGCUUCUACGAGUUUAAAAAAAGUUAAUGUACAUAAUGUACUAACACCCUAAUUCACAGUUGAACAAUUUCUUGUUAUGGAUGGGUUCAAUCCCAAUUUUUAACCCCCGACGGAAAUAGGGUUAUGAGUUUUUCGGCCAUUUAAUGACACUCAAAGACACAAAAUAGCCUGUAGAAGCCACAGAAUUAUUAUUCUGUUGCGAUACUUGUUACCGUUUGUUAUAAAUAGCUGUAAAAAUUAUCUUCGCAACGGUUGUAAGAGCGUUUACUUAAGUAUUAUUACCUAUUUAGGUACUAGACCCGUUUACACGUCAUGUAUAGGGGUAAACAAUACAAACUUAUUUUGCUUAUUGCAAGUAAACUUUGAGGACAUCCGAUAUUAGUUGUGAUCCCAUCCAUUAGUAUUUUUGAAAUAUAGAACACUUCGACCGUUGCAAUCAACAGAUCAAACAUUUCUUAUGACUUAAGCGUAAUUCUCUUUAUGAACCACGGUUUAAACGGUUUUUACGAAGAAAGAUUGUCAGACAGUUUUAUGGGUGUUACCAGGGUAUCAACAACGUCCUACAGUCAGCAUUAAAUAUAUUUUGCCUAUUUAUUGAGGUUCACUUAAAGCGCCAUAAAUAUCGGUACAGUAACUAAGCAUUCGAAAUUUCAAAUGGAACAGUCAUUAGAAAAUAAAAUGAACCACUAUACAUCCUCUUAUUUAAAAAAAGUAGUCCUGUAUUUUCGCCAUUAUUGACAUUAUUUUAUUUCUUGAUUUUAGUUAUUCUGCAGCUAACCGAGCUACUUAGUCUAGUUGUUAUACCGGAUGUGCACGAAAUACUGAAAAAAAGCGACACAUUACCCAAAACUUAUGUUACUACUGAUAACACAAACUUACUAAAGUAAAUUUUUCAAAUGUUCGAUAUUUUUGUAUAUCCAUAAUGUUUCCAUUCCAUCACCAGUUUGACUAUAACCAUAUUUAUCUAUAGUAACAUUUUUGUAUUUCGUUGAGUAUCUAAAUGUACCCAUAUUUUUAAUGCUGACUGUACAAUCCGUGUCGCGUACUUUGACAGGUAUACGACGAUCUCACGCCAUUUUAAGUCUUCCAUGGUUCACUGAAAAUAUUUUUAGCUAACAAUAAAUACCGAAGCCUAAGUGCACGCAUCCAAGUUUUUAUUCAAAUUUCUACCUAUUUAAUAGUACACACGAAUAUUUUUAUUUUAUAGAGUAUGCUAUGUGUACAUUUUGUACAUAACAAACGCCGUAUUUUUAUAACGCUUCGAACGUUCACGAAUAGAUAGUGAAAUGGUAGCCUAUAUUUUUCAUAUAAAUACUACAUAUAAUCGAUAGUCCCAUAAUUAUGUCGUUGCACAUGUCUGUAUCUGCUAAGUUGUGAUAAAUAUAAACUUUACAAUUUUGUAUUAGCAUUCGGUUUAGUUGUGAAUAUUCGAUCUCUUGCUUUCUUUUUGCCGGUCGGCGGUACUCAGACAUAAUCUAUAGCUAGUAUUUAGAUCUUGGUAUACAAAACUUCCAUUUACAAAAAUAUAAAAAAUGCUUAAUAUCCCAUUUAGGUAUUAAUCUAAAACCUUUGAAUCCUGAUAAUGUUCAUUACUAUCCACCACUUAUGUGGUUUAUUAAAAACACUUACCAGUUAUUAUUUUAUCUUAUAACAAUAUUUUGUAACAGGGGUUAAUAUCAUAUACGGAUUAUUAUCAAUUAAACUGUUACCUUAAUUGUAAUUAGGGUUUUAAUUACUUUUUAAGUCAUUAAGUAGUCGUGCGUGAUAGUAAUACUUUAUGAGUUGUAUCUUGUUAUGUGUGCAGUAUCGCGUUUAAAUCUUGCAGUUAUUGUAAUAAGGUUUAAAAUGUAGUGUUUUAAACUACAACUGUAAGGUUUCAAUGCGUUACUGUAUACUGUGUGUAGGAACUUUAUGACGUAUGCGUGCAUGUGUACGUCUCAUUCGAUUUAACUGGUGAUUGGUUGCACUAAGCAGCGGAUGUCCGAGAAAAGGCCAAUGUGGCCUUCGCCAAAUUGUAUUCGUUUCAACAGGGCAAUCGCUAUGAAUCCAAAAUAAAGUACCAGACAUAUGUCUAAAGGUUAGAUUUGAUUGUAAAUUAGAUAUUACCGUUUUCUGAUUUAUUGGAAUAUAUCAAUAACGCUUAUUACGAUUUUGAACGUAAAGUCCAUAAAAAUGAUUGAAACAGAAUCAUUCUCCAAUGAAAGAUGAUAUUUGUUCUACGGUUUUGAGGCCUUGUUCUACAUUUUUAAAUCGAUUUGAUUUUAUAAUAAUUUUAGUUUAUUGUCUGAUAUUGUAAUAACUGAUGUAGAGCAUAGUAUUUUACCUUAUAAGGAAUAUGUAAUAUUUUAAUAAAAUGGCUUAUUUUCGUAAAAGCAAUUUAAAAUUAUUAGUAUUAUAAAUUUUAAUAAACAAAACAUUAUCUUACCUCGCCUAUGAAUAUGCACCAAUUAAAUUUGUCUAUAAAUUAUUGCCAAGUAACGGUCAAAUGUUAAUAUAGCAGAAAGAAAAGUCAUGCCUUCAAUAAAUAAUCUGAAUUAGACUACUGCUAUAUUAUAGACUAGGUACGUCGGGCGCACUAUAUACCAGUUUGGAUUGCUAGAAGAAACAGCUUGAAGUUCGUAGCGAUUUUAAAAUGCUUCUUUGGCUUUGCUAUCAAGUAAAGAUUGCGUGGUGUAAUAAGAGUGCGCCCGCGUACCCCUCCAAGCACUCCUCUUAAUUGGUCAGCGCACACCACUGUGAUAACAUUUUCAUAAGUUGUAGUAUUUAUAAUUUGAAACGGUAACACGGCAACCAGAUUGUAUUAAAGGAUCGAUAAAUAUGAAAUACUCAAUCGCUCAAUGUGCGAGUUCGCCGUAAAGUUGGAUAUUUACAUUUAUAUGUAUGUAUCGUGAUCUUGUGUUGUAAAGCUAGACGUGGUUUGUGAAAUUUAUAAGACUAGAUUACAACAAAUAUUUUUUAUCGAAUGCUAAUUUGUAAAUAUUAUACAACGAUAUAUUUGUUAUAUUUACCUAAUGUUAAUGUAACUUUCGUAUCUUUAUUCGCAAGAACUUGACACUCACAUAUCUUUGACGAAUUGCAACUGCUUCUAUUGGGGAUUCAUAUAAGUUUUUAUCCUAUUAUUUUUUUACUCUCUGAGUUUGUACAAUACGGGCAGUGCAAUACGAGACGUGAAGUGUCAAGUUUAUACUCCAUUGGCCCCUAACCCUGGUAAUAAAUACUUACGCCAAUAAUUUUAUAGCCAUGACAAAUACCAUUUAUAUCUCAGAU
This is a messenger RNA of Spodoptera exigua (beet armyworm), 9518 nucleotides long. The record is from the annotation of a GenBank genome assembly. Lineage: Eukaryota; Metazoa; Arthropoda; Insecta; Lepidoptera; Noctuidae.